AGGAGAAAAUUUUAAAUUAUCAAAAAUUAUUCGCUGGAUUCUAGGGAUUAUGUUUUGAUCGAUCGAACAAGGAGCGAUUUUGUUUAUAAAAAGGUGCUUUCCAUGUAGAUAAAGUGUUAAAAGGCAUUUCAGAAAAUAAUAUCUUAAUUUGAAAACAAUCUGUGAAGUGUGACUUGUGCUGCUGUGUUGUCCACUUGUCCUGUUUGCAUGUUAAGUAGAUCCAAUGGAAGAGGAUGAUGCAAUUUCUGAUGAACAUAAAGAUGUUUCGACUGUUGUAAAGAAUAGGAAACUUAAAAGUAAACAUCAAACAACUAGCGAAUCAAGUGACUUAGAGAGUGACGGCGGUAAGCUUUCUGAAGAAUCUUCAGAACCGUCGGAAGAAGUUCUAGAAGAAGAGAGGGAUGGAGAGAAUGAUAGUGGUGAAUCAGAUCCUGUGGAGCAAGAUGUUAAAGUGUGUGAUAUAUGUGGAGAUGCAGGCCGGGAAGAUUUACUUGCUAUGUGUUGUAGGUGUCCUGAUGGUGCUGAACACUCAUAUUGCAUGAAAGUAGGUUCUCUUAAACUUCCCGUAGGCGAUUGGUUUUGUGAAGAAUGCAAAUUAGAGGAAGAAAACAAAAACAGAAAUACUAGCAGGCAGAAGUUUAGUACAGAGACUGGAGCUCAAAAAGGUCAAUCUUCGGAUCCAGCGGUGGUGAAAGUUUCUGGGAAAAGACGUGCAGAAGAACUAGAGUCUUCUUCAUCUUUCAAAAAACAGGCUCUUGAGACUGUCACAGGAGUAAAUAAGGAUGUUGACCGUGGGAAAGUGAAAACCAGCAACCAGUUUUCUUCUGAUUCACAGUUUAGUAAUGAGUCUGCAGAAGGGUCGCGUUCUCCUGCUACACGUCCACGGUCACAAUCUUUGAAAGGUGCUUUUUUCAAGUCCAAUUCAUUCAGUUUCCCAAAUGCAAGGGCUAAAACUAAACUUGUUGAUGAAAUUGUGCUUCAAAGGCAGAAGUCGACUAAAGAACGUCCGUCUCAUGAAACCAGAGAGAUGGGUAAAUCUAUGUCAUUUAGAUCUGCAAACUUGGGGCGUUUUGGUCCAAACACUUCGAAAGUUAAGAUGUUAUCUCCAAAUACGUCUCAUGCUCCGGAUCUUAAAAGUUCAAAGAACAAAAAAGAUCGGACAUUUGAAAGGACUAAUUCAGUAAAACUAAGUGCUUCCAGUUCUGCUGCUUUACAUCCAAAAAAUGAUAAAGUACCAGGAUCUCGCGGUGAAAAUGCCCCGGUUACUUCUGGUUCCAACUCUGAAGUCAAGCCUUUGAAGGGUGAAAGUACAAUGAUUUCAGGACUUAGAUCAAACAGCCGUUCUGCCAAUUUAAGUGCAGAAGUUCCUGCUUCUCUAGUUAACAAGCAGUUGCCAUCUUCCCCCACCAAGGUUGGAUCAUCAUGCGGUGGAAUUAUCAGUUCUAGUGAACAGAAGUCUAAUUCUUUGAAGGAAAAAGAAGACAAUGCAUCAAAAUUGGCAGUAUCUAGAGAAUCGACAAGUAAUGGUGAGGGAAUGAAGGAAACUACAACAACUAGUCAACUAGGACCUGGGUCAUUGGCAAUGAGAAACUCAAAAGAGGUGAAAAACAGAGAUAAUAAGUUGAAGGAUGCAAUUGAAGCAGCAUUGCUUAAAAAGCCUGGUAUAUAUAGGAAGAAUAGAGGUUCUGAUCAAGCUGAUGAAUUGUCUGUCUCAACCACAAGUAAUGAAGUUGCUGCUGUUGACCGGUUACCACAAUCAAGGAAUGCAGGGAGUUUGUCUUUGGCUGAGGUGUCUGCUGAUUCGCAUGGACCAAUUUCACGAAAUUCUAAUGUUGACCAUUCUAAACAGUCAAAUGGUAACAAUUCAAAGCAAUCUAUGAUACUCCCCACCGAUGCAAAGCAUUUGUCAACCGCACUAUCCAAUUUUGAUGAUGCGGCAUUGUCUUCUCAUCCAAAAAAUCAAGCUAUUCCUGAUCAAGAAUGUGUUUGGCAAGGAAGUUUUGAGAUUAAUAGAAGUGGGAAAGCAGCUGAGUUUUGGGACGGGUUACAAGCUCAUUUGUCAAUGUGUGCAUCAUCUAGAGUCUCUGAAACUGUGAACAACCUUCCCCACAGAAUUCUUCUAAAUGGGGUAUCUCGCAUUAGUGCUUGGCCAGCACAAUUUGAAAAUCGUGGUGUCAAGGAGGACAACAUUGCAAUUUAUUUCUUUGCUAAAGAUCUUGAGAGCUAUGAAAAAAGCUACCAAGUUUUGUUGGACGAAAUGAUCAGAGGUGAUUUAGCUCUUAUUGGAAGUAUCAAUGGUGUCGAACUUCUAAUAUUCCCAUCCAAUCAGCUUCCAGAAAGAUCCAAUCGUUGGAAUAUGUUGUUUUUCCUUUGGGGUGUGUUUAGAGGAAAGAAAAAGAAUUCAUUGCAUCAAGUUCCUAACUAUCCAGAAAGGAAUUGUAUUCCUCAAGUCAUCUCAACUGAUAAAAGGUCAUCUGCUCCAGAUUUAGAUAAGGAUAAAAAUGUAGAUUCCGUGUCCAAGGGAAACUUAAAGUUGGAUAAUGCCUCACAAGAAAAGAUAACCAAUAACAUAUCGAGUCCACCUGAUGCUGUUAAUGUUGUCCCAGCUGUUGCAGAUAAAAGUGCAUCAGGGCCAAAUAAGGGUGACAACCAAGACAUAGUUAAGUUUAGCAGAAACCUAGAAACUGACCCCAAAAAACGUUCAUUUAUUGACCUUUCUGAAGAUGAUGAAGUUCCUACAACAAAUCAAAUAAACACAUCGCAUGACGCAAGUAGUCGAAUGGCGGAAGGGGGAAGUAUUAGCAAGAAGCAAAAGACUGAUGUCUAUGGGCAAGAUAGGAAUCUAGAGAACGUUUCCAAUACAAGUGAACCAAAGGAGAAUGGUGAAAGGUUCUUCUUUCCUGUGGCAGGUUCAUCCGGAAGGCCUCGAAAACUUGCUUUGGAUUUGAAUCAAGAUAUAACGUGUUUAGCUGACGACACGGAUGGUAUAAUAAUGACUAGAAAGGACGAGGAGGAGGAUAAUGCGGCAUCCUCUUUAUCGCUUUCUCUUGCGUUUUUGCCUCCAGAUAAGGGAUGAAGAAGAUAGGGAGAAGGGUAAGUGCCAUUCAACUUCUUCGUUACUUUUUUUUUAGAGACAGGGUAGACAAGUAGUGAUGAUGAUAAUAGAUAUACAAGAGUUGUGAAUAAUGGUUUUGUACCAACCCAUGCGGAAGGUAUUUUUUCUUUUGUAGUUGUUUUUUGUGCUGUUUUGCUCACAAAAUGAGUUUUUUGUUCACUUUCAA
Molecule: messenger RNA, 3281 nt
Organism: Erigeron canadensis
Lineage: Eukaryota; Viridiplantae; Streptophyta; Magnoliopsida; Asterales; Asteraceae
Product: serine-rich adhesin for platelets-like
Exons: 10
Coding region: 224-3076 (950 amino acids)
Source: RefSeq, a predicted model, not a curated record